AUGUCAACAAAUAUUAAAGAUACUAAGGGCAAGAAAAAACAGCCUAAAAAUGUCCAAACCCCAAAGAGGGAAAGGAAAUGUAAGCUGAUGAAAUUAAAACUUCAUCAGUUGUUGGACGAAACGGAAAUAACGGAAUUACAUGAAAUUUUUGAUACGAAGGAAGGUAGAAGGAUGGAUAAAGACGAACUGAAGGAAGUUUUGUACGAAUACGGCAGUGUCGAAUAUGAUGAUAAAACAUAUGAUACUCUAUUUAAGCAAAUGAAUUCUUCUUGCGAUGGUUACGUAACAUGGCAUGAAUUCAUAUCUUAUCUUAUUCUUGGUUUCCAAGAACAAGAAAUUGGCAUGGAAUACAAAACCUUAGAUGCGCCUAUACCAACUCCACCGCUGAUGAUGAGAAGCAACCACCGCCAUCGAGUCAACAGGAUAGCUUUUUUUCCAACAGUAAAAUUAGACCGUACGUGCAAUUGGCAUGAUGGUAGCAUCAUUACUUGCAGCCAAGAUGGAGUUGUAAAUUAUUGGUCACUAGAUAUGCAAUUAGAAAGGUCUGCCCAAUCAACAUGUCCAAUGUUAAAAGUACAAACUACUUUGGUCACCGACAUGGCGGUAUUACCAGACGUAAGUGUAAUAUGUACGUCUAGUUCAGAAAGAGAUCUAAGGUUCUACGACACCUCCGCGAGAAAAUUUGAGUUACGCGUGAUGAUCACCUCCUUACCUGAUGCAAUAACGACCAUGUUUUACAAAUUUUACACUGAUAUAAACGUCCCUUCUAAACUGAUCAUGGGAGAUAUGGGAGGGAGUAUACGGGUCAUUCAAUUUCAGUCUGAAGCUAGAGGACCUUUUAAAAGUCAACCAGGAAUACCACUGCUAUGUGUCCGUUAUGAGAGUGCUCUUAAACAUGCAAUACCUAAUCUAACAAUUUCAGAAUUCCCUUUCGUUCACAACGAUUUCAUAAGACAAGUGUCUUACUAUUCAGCUCUACACUGCAUAGUUUCCUGUUCGCAAAGCAACAAAGCUGUCAUCAUGACUGAUAUAUCGGAUGGCAAGAAGAGUUAUGUUUACAAAAUUUUCGCUGGCGCCUGGUGUUUUGCUUUGGAAGAGACGGCGCACAUGGUAGCAACUGGAGGUCCAGAUUGUUUGGUACGCAUCUGGAACCCAUUCAUACCCCGCAGAGCCACUUGCACCUUCUACGGGCACCACACUGGUAUAGUGCAAGUGGUGUUUCAAGAUAAUGGGAAAAGGCUGUACAGUCUGUCGAAAGAUAAAUGCAUAAAAGUCUGGGAUAUCGGGAUGCAAGCUUUGGUGCAGACUUAUUUGGAGUUACCGACACAUUUAGGUGAUUCAAGUGAGAUAAGUGCUCUCUACAAUCCGGAGAGUAGACAGUGGAUCGUAGGCAGCAAUAUGAUCGCUGUCCUCUCUUUAAGUCCCAAUCCGAGUUCUGAACAUACGGACGGAAAUACUCACAUUGGUGGAGUGUCAGUCGUCCUCUACAAUAAACUAUAUAAGGUAGUGUUAACGUGCGGCUUGGACAGUUUUAUAAUAGUCUGGAAUCCGUUUGACGGAAGACGUCUGCUGAUCAUCAGGGAGGCCCAUACGGUUUUGGUGCAUGGAGCAAUAAAACCCGUAGAAAUUACGGCGGCCACCUUUGAUCCAGGCUAUCAGCGUUUGCUCACAGGAGCCCACGACGGCACUCUGAAAAUUUGGAGUUUCAAUUCGGGCACCUGUUUGCGUAACAUGAAAACGUGGAAGUGGUCGGAGAUAAAAUCGGUUAUCUGGGUGAAUAAUAGAAUAAUGGCGACCGGAUGGAAUAGGCGCAUCAUCGAGUUUGCCGAUACUGGGGAAGCAGUUGGUCCAGGGGGAGCUUACAGCAAAAAUUGGGACCUGCGGCACACGGAAGACAUAAGUUCGGCAGCUGUCCGAGUACCUGAAACUGUGGCUACUAGUUCUUAUGCAGGAGAACUGAUCUUAUGGCGUCUGGAGACUGGUCAGCCUUAUAAAAAGUUUAACGUGUCAAAUCCUACUGCCAGAAUCAAAAUCCAUUAUCAAUUAGCAAAGACGGAGAAACCUGUUAAAGAAGAGUACAUUCACCAUAAGAGGAAAUCGAUGGUAUCGUCCAUUCGUCGACAAGACAAAAGACGAAAAGUGUCUACUGUAGCGGUACCAGACGAAUGUUUCCAUUUAAGAAAAUUGUCGGUGCAUUGUAUGAUUUUCCUUAAUGCCCGAAAAAGUGAUCCGGAAGUCGGCACCCUUCUGGUGGCUCUGGAAAAUGGAGUGGUACAAGUUUGGAAUCAUCACGUGCAAGGAUCUUUCAUAACAUCGUUUUCUGCCAUUCAUAAGGCGGGCGACUAUGUCAUUUCGAUGACUACAGACGAAAACAACGAGUUUCUUUUUACUGGAACUACAGUCGGCUACAUUAAAACUUGGCUAUUGAAAAACUAUUGUGUAUCACCCGCAGAUGAAGAGCGUACAUGCAUGCCAAAGUAUAGGUUGAUGUUUCCCUUCAUGUGGGGAAAUACGUUCAUGGGAAGGGCAGCAAGAAUGGCGGCAGACCAGGCAAAACCCGUCUUACUUAACAGCUUCAAGGGACAUUUCAUGCCUGUUUCAGGACUGACUUAUAUCGAUGAGUGCCAAAUUCUUUUAAGUUGCAGUGCAGAUUUUAGCGUAAGAAUGUGGACGUUGGGAGGUCGAUAUUUACAGACCAUUGGUACGUUCAAGCCUUGGAAGAAUAUUCGACAAGGGCAACCAGUUCCACCCACUUUUCAAUUUAGUAUUCCUCCAGAUAUAAAGAAAGUCGCUAGUUCUACCACCUUGAGGGUACUUUCUGGUGGUUCUUUCGAGAAAAAACUUACUAUAAAACAAUUACAAAAACGAGCUGAGAAUAGUUUGGUACAAGUCGAUCAAACGAAGAUUUAUGGAAAGCCGCUCGAAGACCCGCUUUUAGGGAAUUAUUACACACUUCCAGAGAGAACAGUAAAUCCGAAGGACGUGAUAUUUGAUAUGUCAUUCCCUUAUAUUCCUGUUUAUCAGCACUUAAUUAUGCCAGGACUUGUGCCUAUUGAAAUUUCAGACGAUAUUUGUCGUAAACAUAAAUUGCAAGGAAGCAGUGAAGACAAGUCAUAA
This is a messenger RNA of Anoplophora glabripennis (Asian longhorned beetle), 3117 nucleotides long. Its product is annotated as WD repeat-containing protein on Y chromosome. Bases 1 to 3117 code for a protein of 1038 amino acids. NCBI's taxonomy places the organism in Eukaryota, Metazoa, Arthropoda, Insecta, Coleoptera, Cerambycidae. The record is from RefSeq and is a predicted model, not a curated record. The transcript is spliced from 9 exons. Gene Ontology annotation, molecular function: protein binding; calcium ion binding.